Molecule: messenger RNA, 462 nt
Organism: Cylindrotheca closterium
Lineage: Eukaryota; Bacillariophyta; Bacillariophyceae; Bacillariales; Bacillariaceae
Source: the annotation of a GenBank genome assembly
AUGACGACGACUGCACAAGGAGGUAUCUUUGGUCCAUUCCUAAUCAUGCAGCUUCUAACAAUAGCAGUAUGGUUUUACAUGUACUUCAAGAGAAUUCCCUUCUUGUUUGGAUACGUGGAAAAACAUAAGGGUGAAAUGACAAUGGAUGACAUUGGGGACCCAAAAAGUCGGCACUUUAUUACCAAUAUCACUCCAGACUCUGUCCGAAAUCCUUCGGAUAAUUUGAAGAACUUGUUUGAAGUUCCAAUUCUCUUCUAUGCCAUGGUAUUCUACUUGUACGCUACCGAAAAAGUGGAUACCGGAUACCUCACAGCUGCCUGGAUCUUUGCAAUACUCCGAUGCGUUCACAGUGUUAUCCAGAGUACCUUCAACAACAUUACCUUACGAUUCCAAGUCUAUGCCUUUUCGUGCUUUGCACUAUUCUACAUGGUGCUGAGAGCCUCAAUUGCGCACUUUUUGUGA